AUGACAGUAUCGACGACUCGAUUGGAGGUUGCGUGUUUCGAUAGUUCCGGCGAUUUCUCGAUGUGGACCACUCGGAUGAUGGCGCACUUCGGCGUAGCGGGAUUGAAAGAUGUGAUUCACAGCGAUAACUUCGAGAUUACGGUUCCGUUGAGUCCGGCGGUUCCGGCGAUGAAUGUACCGGGAGCUGGAGGAGAGAUCGCGGAUGUGAUUCCGGCUCAACCGGCUACAACUCAGGUGAUUCAAGAUCCUGUGAAACUGGAAAAGGACGAGAGAGCCAAGGAUAUGAUAAUCGUGAACAUUGGAGAUCUUGUGUUGAGAAAGAUCAAACAUUGCACUACAGCUGCAUCGAUGUGGGCUUUGCUUGAGAGAUUGUACAUGCCGAAGUCGUUGCCGAAUCGGAUCUUCGUGCAGUCUCAAUUUUACACAUUCAAGUGUAAUACGUCAAAGGAAAUCGACAUUAACGUUGAUGAUUUCCUCAAGAUUGUGGCAGAGAUGAAUAGCUUGAAUGUUACUGUAUCUGAGGAGAUUCAAGCCAUUGUCUUCUUGAAUGCGCUUCCAGCAGCUUAUGAUCAGCUCAAGCAUACAUUGAAGUAUGGAAAGGAGUCAAUUUCUUUAGAGGAGGUGAUCUCAGCUGCAAGGUCUAAGCAAAGAGAAGUUGCUGAAAGUGCUAAGAUUGAUUCUGGGUCAGCUACUGCGUUGUACACAAAUGACAGAGGAAGGCAGACUAAGCGAGAUUCUGGUGAUUCACGAGGAAGAAGUAAAAGCAAGUCAAAGUCUGGAAAGAAAGUCACAUGUUGGUAUUGUAAAAAGGAAGGGCAUGUGAAGAAAGACUGUUUUGCUAGGAAGAGAAGAAUGGAAGCAGAUAGUGAUGGUGAAGCUGCUGUGGUGAUUGGUCAGGUUGAGUCUGUGGAUACCUUAACAGUUACAGAAGAUGAUUCCAGGGAGAAUUGGGUCAUUGAUUCAGGCUGCACUCAUCACAUGACCUCACACAAAGACUGGUUUAUUGAUUUCAAGGAGAUUGGUGCAAGUAAGAUUCUGCUUGGAGAUUAUCACUCAGUUGAAACUCAAGGGAUUGGCUCUAUAAGGUUGAAUACGAAUGGAGGGUCAGUGAAGAUUAUGCACAAUGUCAGAUAUGUGCCAUCUCUUAGAAGAAACCUGAUAUCUACUGGGACAUUGGAUAAACUUGAUUUUACUCAUUCUGGAGAAGAUGGAAAGAUCAUGUUCCAUAAAAAUAAGAAGCUGGCUUUGCAGGGGUUUCUGAAGAAUGGUUUGUAUAUUCUUGAUGGUGACACAAUUACUGCAAAAUCGUGUCAGGUGGAGGUAUCCAAAGCUCAAGUUCCAUUGUGGCACAGUCGUUUGGGUCACAUGAGCUUCAAGAAUAUGCAGAUUCUGGUUAAUGAAGGUACUCUGAAGCAGAAAGAGGUUGGCAAAGAAGUAUUCUGUGAGCAUUGUGUGAUGGGAAAAUCAAAGCGAGUGAGUUUUGAGACUGGGAAGCACGACACUAAGCAUGUUCUGGAUUACGUUCAUGCGGAUCUCUGGGGUUCACCAAAUGUUCAACCGUCAUUGUCUCGUAACCAAUACUUUCUAUCAAUCAUUGAUGAUCAUUCUAGAAAAGUUUGGAUCUGCUGUAUAAGAACCAAGGAUGAGACGUUUGCUAAGUUUUGUGAUUGGAAGAACUUAGUUGAGAAUCAGGUUGAUAGAAAGGUUAAGUGUUUGAGAACCGAUAAUGGCCUGGAAUUUUGCAACAAUGUGUUUGAUGAGUUUUGCAGAAGGUUUGGUAUUGCGAGACACAGAACGUGCACCUAUACUCCACAACAAAAUGGAGUUGCCGAACGUAUGAACAGAACGAUCAUGGAGAAAGUUCGUUGUCUUCUCAGUGAGUCGGGUUUAGAGGAGAAGUUCUGGGCUCAAGCAGCGGCUACAGCGGUGUAUGUGAUAAACAGAUCGCCGACUGCUUCGAUAGGUUUCAAGUGCCCUGAAGAAGUCUGGUUGGGUAAGAAACCUGGUUAUAAACACAUGAGGAAGUUUGGAGCUCUUGCGUAUGUUCACGUUGAUCAGGGAAAGUUAAAGCCACGAGCUUUGAAAGGUGUCUUCAUUGGAUAUCCACCGGGUACAAAAGGUUAUAUGGUGUGGCUACUUGAAGAAGGGAAAAGUGUCACUAGCCGAAAUGUAAAGUUUCAUGAAGAACUGGUCUAUAAGGAUGUUCUGGGUAAGGUGGAGAGUUCACCAGAAAGUUCAAUGAAGACACCGAUAUUGCUUGAGGUAGUUCACUCGGAUCCAAAGGAAAAUGAGGAAUCUCAAACUACAGAUGCUUCUGAUCAAGGUGGAGCAAGUCAGGGUUUGUCUGAUGACAGUGAAGAGCUUGAACAGGAAACAGAGCCGACUGAACAAGCGAGAACAAGUUUGUCCAACUAUCAGCUUGCUCGUGAUAGACCUAAAAGGUUUAUGGCACCACCUGUGAGAUUGAGAGAUUAUGACUGUGAAAAUGCAGAGAUUGCUUUUGCUUUGACUAUGUUUGAAAUGAUGAAUGUAGAAGAGCCGGGAAGUUUUGCAGAAGCAAAAGAGAGCAAGGACUGGGUUAAGUGGAAUGGAGCAACUGAUGAGGAGAUGGACUCAUUGUGGAAAAACAGAACGUGGGUCUUGGUGGAUAAGCCAAAGGAUCGACAGAUCAUCAGUAACAAAUGGAUUUUCACUAUAAAACCUGGGAUUGUUGGAGUUGCUUUGGAGAGGCACAAAGCACGGCUUGUAGCAAGAGGGUUCUCACAGCGAGAAGGGAUUGAUUAUCAGGAGGUGUUUGCACCUGUUGUGAAGCAUGUCUCGAUCAGAACUUUAUUAUCUCUGGUGGUGAAUUUGGAUAUAGAAUUGGAGCAAAUGGAUGUUAAAACUGCUUUCUUACAUGGAAGUUUGGAAGAAGACAUCUACAUGUAUCAGCCAGAGGGUUAUGUUGAUGAAACUCAGAAAGAUAAGGUUUGUCUUCUCAAGAAAUCUCUUUAUGGGCUUAAGCAGUCUCCAAAACAGUGGAAUAAGAGAUUUGAUCAGUUUAUGAAGACGCAAGCGUUCAGCAGGAGUGAGCGUGAUCAGUGUGUGUAUACGAAGGAGAUUUCAGCAGACAACUACAUCUACUUGUUGCUAUACGUUGAUGAUAUGUUGAUUGCAGCAAAGGAGAUGUCUGAUGUUAAGAGUCUUAAGGAGCAGUUGAGUUUGACGUUUGAGAUGAAGGACUUGGGAGCUGCUAGUAGGAUUCUUGGGAUGGAUAUUACCAGAGAUCGUGAGGAGGGAACUUUGUGUCUUUCUCAGGCAAAUUACUUGAGAAAAGUGAUUGAAAAUUUCAGGAUGAGUGAUGCAAAGUCGUCCCUAACACCUAUUGGCGGUCAUUUCAAGUUGUCUUCUGUCAAAGAUGAUGAAGAAGGCGUUGAUACUGAGGUGAUUCCGUAUGCGUCUGUUGUUGGUAGCAUUAUGUAUGCUAUGGUUGGUUCUCGGCCAGACUUGGCAUAUGGAAUUGGACUUGUUAGUCGAUUUAUGAGCAAGCCUGGGCAUAUACAUUGGGAAGCUGUUAAAUGGUUGCUGAGAUACAUCAAGGGUUCAGUUGAUUUGUGUUUGAGGUUCACUAAGCAGAAGGAUAUUCAGAUUCAGGGGUUUUGUGAUUCUGACUAUUCAGCUGACUUGGACAGAAGAAGAUCAAUCUCUGGGUAUGUGUUCACAGUUGGAGGAAAUGUGGUUAGCUGGAGAUCAAGUCUGCAACGUGUUGCUGCUUUAUCAACAACUGAAGCUGAGUAUAUUUCGUUGACAGAGGCUGUGAAAGAAGCAAUCUGGUUGAAAGGUUUGCUAGCUGAUUUUGGUUUGAAACAUGGAGCUGUGAAAGUGUGGUGCGAUUCUCAGAGUGCUAUAUGUCUUUCGAAGAACAAUGUGUUCCAUGAGCGUACCAAGCAUAUAGCUGUGAAGUAUCACUUCAUCCGAGAUGUGAUUGAAGAUGGAGAAGUUGAGGUUCUGAAAGUUCACACAAGCAGGAAUCCGGCUGAUAUCUUGACUAAGGUGGUUCUUGUUGGCAAGUUCAACUCUGCGUUGACCUUGCUGAAUAUUGCCCGUGCUUGA
This is a messenger RNA of Microthlaspi erraticum, 4092 nucleotides long. The record is from the annotation of a GenBank genome assembly. Lineage: Eukaryota; Viridiplantae; Streptophyta; Magnoliopsida; Brassicales; Brassicaceae.